AUGCAUAGAAAGUUAGUUUUAUCCAAUGGAUCAAACCCUAACCGAAGUUCGCUUUUUUUGCCAAUUACCUGUUACAGCUGCAUGCCUACAGCUUUUAAAGAAAAAUGGUCAUUUCUUAAAGAAACCUACUAUUCGCCGGCAAACUUCACGGAUCUCUGUAACGGCGAGAAAAUCAGCAGGCAGGUAGAAACUGUGCGCUGUUUUGGCCCUUGUGUUACCCUCGUUGAAUCUUCAUUUGUCGGAGGGCACUACUACGUUCGCGGUUGCAUGGAUCGAAUUGCGAGAAAGGGCUUCAACGCUGUGACUGUUCGCCAGAUGGGCUUCGAGCAGUACGACACAUGUCAUAAGGUGAUGCGAAGUCAGUUGUUUCGCAAUGUUCCGUACGUCGAGGAUCAGAUAACCAUGUGCACUUGUUUCGAGGACCGCUGCAAUUCGGCGCGACGAACGUUGUUCACCCAAGUUACUUUAAUGAUCAUCUUGGUCUGA
Molecule: messenger RNA, 486 nt
Organism: Soboliphyme baturini
Lineage: Eukaryota; Metazoa; Nematoda; Enoplea; Dioctophymatida; Soboliphymatidae
Source: the annotation of a GenBank genome assembly